This is a messenger RNA of Gaeumannomyces tritici R3-111a-1, 628 nucleotides long. RefSeq lists its product as hypothetical. The coding region runs from base 1 to 618 and encodes 205 amino acids. The record is from RefSeq and is a predicted model, not a curated record. The transcript has 2 exons. Lineage: Eukaryota; Fungi; Ascomycota; Sordariomycetes; Magnaporthales; Magnaporthaceae.
AUGGCUGCUGCUGAGACUCCCAAGAAGGCCGGCGGCCGCGCUGCCACCUCCCCCAGAGACGAUGCCAAGCUCACCGAGCGCGAGAUCGAGAUCCUAUCCAAGGCUUGGACGUGCAUGCGCAACCAGCCAGAGAUUGACAUGAACAAGCUCGCCGACGCGCUCGGGAUGACCAACGUCGGAAGCGCCACCAACGCCUGGGGCCGCAUCAAGAAGAAGCUCUUCAGCGGCAUCCCGGCCGCCGCCGGCGGCGGCAGCGGCUCCGUCACCGCCACGGCGACCCGGAAGCGCAAGUCGCCCGCCAAGGCGACGGCCGCCGACGACGGCCGGGACGACGAGGACGAAGCCGCCGCCGCUGGCGAGACCCCGGCCAAGAAGCGCAAGGCCGGCCGGCCCCGCAAGAACCUCCCCCACGCCAAGGUCAAGAGCGACGCCGGCGCCAGCGAGGAGGCCGAUGCCGCCGCCGCCGCCGCCGCCCGCCCCGGUCGCGAGGAUGACGACCAAGUCAAGGACGAACCAAAGCCCGAGGAGGAUGAGGAGGACCCGAAGAAGCCCGCCAAGGGCUCGGUUGCCGGCUUCAAGGCCGCCAACCGCGAGGUCGACAUGUCCGGCUCGGCCUAAGGGCCACCAC